AUGAUGACGACGGGUAGCACGGGAUCAACAUUCCCCAAAUGGCAGUUGGCACUACUGAUCGGUGCACCGGUCGCCAUCGGACUCGGCUACCUGUACUGGCGCAAAUCGGCCGACCAGGGCGAAGGUAGCGGCGAAAGGCUGACCAAGAAAAAGUUAGCCGACCUAAAGGACAAAACCAUAUCGCUCGAUGGUGAUUCGUCCGAGGCGAAGCAACAACAGCAGCCGGAUGCGAAACCGCUGACCGGGCGCGAUCUUGCCCUGAAACACAAAAACAAUGGCAAUGCACACUUCCGGGCGGGAAAGUAUGACCUGGCGAUCAGUGAGUAUGAUGCGGCGAUUGAGCACUGUCCAACGUACGAGGCAAGCGAUCGUGCUACGUACUACCAGAACCGAGCAGCAGCGUACGAGCAGCUUCAGAAUUGGGGCGCCGUCAUUAAAGAUUGCACGAACGCGAUCGAGUGUAAUCCGGGGUAUACGAAAGCGCUGGUACGACGAGCGAAAGCGUACGAGCAGCAGAAGGAUCUCGAGAAAGCACUCGAGGAUAUAACGGCCGCCUGUAUCGUGGACCAGUUUCAGAACAAAACGACACUCGUAAUGGCUGACCGCAUAUUGCGCGAGCUUGGCCAACAGCACGGCAAGGAAGCGAUGAAGAACAAAAAAGAAAUUUACCCUUCGAAACAGUUCAUCGAUAGCUAUUUAAGCUCGUUUACGAACGAUCCCGUUCGGAAGCUGGUGGUGGCCAGCUCGGAACCAAAGGGUUUCAUCAAGGCAAAGGCACUGUUCGAUAAGGGCGAGUACGAAGCAGUCGUAGCGGCCUGUACGGAAGAGAUCGAAUCGAGCGAAUCGGAAUCAGACUACAAGCUGGAAGCGUUGGUAUUGCGCGGCACAAUGUACAAUCUGAUCGCUUGCUACGAGGAAGCGAAGCAAGAUCUGGAUGCGGUUAGCGAGCUCGAGACGGCGGACAAACGGUUACGCUCGAAUGCACUGAUCAAGCGUGCCUCGUUGGCGAUGCAAACGCAGCCCGAAACGCCCGGCGAGUGUUUCAAGUAUUUUGCCCGGGCAGAAGAAAUCGACGCUUCGAACGGGGACAUUUACCAUCACCGGGGACAGGUGUACAUACUGACCGAUCGGAUGGAUGAUGCGAUCGCGGAUUUCGAGCGGGCGUACGCACUGUGCCCGACGUCCGGCAUUAUUGCGACACAUCUUUGCUACGCGAAGUAUUGCCAGGCGAACCAAAACAAGGACGAGCGCGGAAUGGAGCGUAUGAAGAAGCGGUUCGACGAGCUGCUGGAACAGUAUGCGGACUGUGUCGAGUGCUACAGCAUCUUGGCGCAGGUGCUUACCGAGCAGACAAAAUUUGCAGAAGCGGACAGUUGCUUCGAGCGUGCGCUGAAGGUCGAUCCGAACAAUGCACAGAUCUACGUGCAUCGGGGCGUGCUGCAGUUGCAGUGGAAGGGUGAUUUCGAGGAGGGCGUCAAGCUGAUCAAAAAGGCAAUACAGAUCGAUAGUAGGUGUGAGUUUGCGUACGAAACGCUCGGUACGAUCGAGGUACAGCGGGGCAAUCUGGUCGAAGCGAUCCGGCUGUUUGAGCAGGCGAUCGAGCUGGCCCGCACGGAAAUUACGCUGGUGCAUCUGUACUCGCUGAAGGAUGCGGCCGUGGCGCAGCUGCGUGUGGCGAAGAAUAUGGGAUUGAGCAUUGGCAACAUUCAGCCGAACUUCUAGAG
Molecule: messenger RNA, 1724 nt
Organism: Anopheles maculipalpis
Lineage: Eukaryota; Metazoa; Arthropoda; Insecta; Diptera; Culicidae
Gene: Tom70
Product: mitochondrial import receptor subunit TOM70
Exons: 1
Coding region: 1-1722 (573 amino acids)
Molecular function (GO): protein binding
Source: RefSeq, a predicted model, not a curated record